Molecule: messenger RNA, 3438 nt
Organism: Lethenteron reissneri (Far Eastern brook lamprey)
Lineage: Eukaryota; Metazoa; Chordata; Hyperoartia; Petromyzontiformes; Petromyzontidae
Product: zinc finger protein OZF-like
Biological process (GO): regulation of transcription by RNA polymerase II
Cellular component (GO): nucleus
Molecular function (GO): DNA-binding transcription factor activity, RNA polymerase II-specific; RNA polymerase II transcription regulatory region sequence-specific DNA binding
Source: RefSeq, a predicted model, not a curated record
AGAUAUUAGGGGCUGAACAGGCAUGGCAUUGACCAGAGAAGAGAUUGGAGGAUGUGGAGGUGAUCGGACCUGCCGAUGACUGGUGCCGGCAGUGUCAAGAUUGGCCUCUGUGGAGGAGGUCCGUGAGAAUUGGUCUGAUGGAGCAAAGGCACUCAGCGCAGCUCGGUACACAAAGACAACAAUGGGACCAGUAUGCAAACAGCAUGGAUUGUACUGGAAAUUUUACACAGGACCAGAGAUCUCCAAUGGGAGAGAAACCCUUCAAGUGCACUGUGUGUGGGAAGGCAUUUUCAAGUUCAUCUUAUCUUAAAAAACACCAGAGAACACACACAGGAGAGAAACCCUUCAAGUGUACUGUAUGUGAGAAGGCAUUUUCAAGUUCAUCUUAUCUUAAAAUACACCAGAGAACACACACAGGAGAGAAACCCUUCAAGUGCACUGUGUGUGAGAAGGCAUUUUCAAGUUCAUUUUAUCUUAAAAAACACCAGAGAACACACACAGGAGAGAAACCCUUUUGGUGCACUGUGUGUGGGAAGUCAUUUUCACGUUCAUUGUAUCUUAAAAUACACCAGAGAACACACACAGGAGAGAAACCCUUCAGGUGUAGUGUGUGUGGGAAGGCAUUUUCAGAUUCAUCUGCUCUUAAAAAACAUCAGAGAACACACACAGGAGAGAAAGCCUUCAAGUGCGCUGUGUGUGGGAAGGCAUUUUCAAGUUCAUCUUAUCUUAAAAAACACCAGAGAACACACACAGGAGAGAAAGCCUUCAAGUGCUCUGUGUGUGGCAAGGCAUUGUCAAGUUCAUUUUAUCUUAAAAUACACCAGAGAACACAUACAGGAGAGAAACCCUUUAAGUGCACUGUGUGUGGGAAGGCAUUUGCACAGUCACCACAGCUUCAUACCCACCAGAAAACACACACAGGAGAGAAAGCCUUCAAGUGCACUGUGUGUGGGAAGGCAUUUUCAAGUUCAUCUUAUUUUAAAAUACACCAGAGAACACACACAGGAGAGAAACCCUUCAAGUGCACUGUGUGUGAGAAGGCAUUUACAUGGUCAUCAGGUUUACAGAUCCACCAGAGAACACACACGGGAGAGAAAGCUUUCAGGUGUAGUGUGUGUGGGAAGGCAUUUUCAAGUUCGUCUUAUCUUAAAAUACACCAGAGAACACACACAGGCGAUGAACCUUUCAAGUGCACUGUGUGUGGGAUGGCAUUUUCACAGUCAUCAAAUCUUAAAAUGCACCAGAGAACGCACACAGGAGAGAAACCCUUUAAGUGCAGUGUGUGUGGGAAGGCAUUUUCAAGUUCAUCUUAUCUUAAAAUACACCAGAGAAUACACACAGGAGAGAAACCCUUCAAGUGCACUAUGUGCGGGAAGGCGUUUGAACAGUCACCACAGCUUCAUAGACACCAGAGAACACACAGGCAUCAGAAGACCCCCAAGGAGUGUAGUCUGAAAUCGAAUUCUGAAAGUCAAAGUGCUGCAAUGAGCCCAUCGCUCCUGAAAAAAGAACCAGAUGUAAAUACCAGCUUGGACACUAUGAAAUGUAUCAAGGUGAAAUUUGAAGAGGCGAAGGUGAAAUGUGAAGAGGUGACAGUGAAGAGCGAAGAAGUGAAGGUCAAAUGUGAAGAUGAACAUUCAACUCCAAAAUCGGACCUUCACAUCAAUGGAGGCAAUGUGAAGCAGGAGGAGAAUUCUGACUGUGAGGCAGAGCGAGGCAACUCCCAGCAGUUUGUGGAAGUGGAGGUGUGGGUGGACUUCUUAAACAAUACAAAGUAAAAUGGAGAACCUGUAGAUGUGUAAGCUUGAGACAAUGAAGCUCCAAUAGAUUCACAUUUGUCACAGGCCUUUAAUGAAAAGAACGUGAAGUUGAACACUCCAUUCCUAUGUUCAACCUGCAGAGUAAGAGCGGUCAGUAUUUGUGGACCUGUGGGUUGGGUAGAUCUCUAACUAGGAGCGAGAGCCAAUAAGCUUCCAAGCAUUCACUAUGUUAUAAUGUAAUGUGAGGUUACACCUGGAUGAUGAUGAUUGGCUCUGCUGGCUUCAACCCGCAACCAAUGGGGAGUCAAGCCAGGGGCGUGGCCCUGGAGCUGUACAGUAGCUUCUGGAAAGUUCCAGGGGUGUGGCUGAGGAUUGGCUGCGGGGCAUCACGUGGGCCAGGGAUUAAAAGGGGCAGAGAAGGACAGCACGUGGUCAGUGUGCGGAGGAACGAAGGGGGAAGCCACGUGGCUGGUGCCGUGGUCCGGAGCCUGCCACGUGGCGGGCCGCGGCAGUCUCUGUCUCUCUGCCUCUCAUGCUGUCAGCCAACAAGUUCAAGUUCAUUUAUUAGGUAUAGCCCUGCGAGCCAUUCGGCUCUUGAAUUGGGUGCAACCUCAACAAACAGAAAACAAAAACAUGUACAAGAAAACAUCUUAAAGUGAAUAUGUGACUAAGUGAAAACAGAAAAUCCAAGAAGAGACAGCAAAAUAUUGCAGAAAAAACACCGUACACCAACGCUGUGUGCAAACAUUCCAGUGGGAUGCAAGUCAAACAAUAACAACCACAAUACAACUUAGAUUAAGGCCAUCAGUCUAACUGUACUACAACAAACAAACAUGUCUAAACCAAUACACUUUUCGAAAUCAAAAUAAAGCCAUGAAAGCAAUGAAACAGUGAUCAUAGGAACUGUGACGGAAUUUUCACAAUAAACAGCAUGUACUACCAAAACCCUGCAGCUAUAGCUGGCUGCAUGAGUCACUCCACAACAGCAGGAGCAUCAAUCGGAGUAUUAUAAUUUUUCAAUGCACCUUUAAUAGCGUGAGAGGGAGCAAGAGAAGUGGAGGAACAAAUGUAGUGAAAGCGGUGAACGAAACUUAAUAAAGAAUUCUCAAUUCCCAGCGUUUCAAUGGGGUUUAUUACAUUGGAGUCGGAAGUACAUUUUUAGACCGCUUGGACCAUCAUCCACGAGGUCCAAGCACCUCAAAAAGAGGAACUCACCGGACCCGCCGUCAGACGACGACGACGAUGCCGAUGAGGACGAGCUUCUGGGCGCAACGGGACCGCUGCCGCCGACUGCUGCUCUCCCCGCCGCCGCGCCAAAAACGACAGGCCGGCGCGGAGGCGACUCCAGCUGCGGACGAAGGGUGGUGACGAGUGGCGGAACAGAUUGAGACUCUCCGUGCGGUGAUGCUCAAUCUCGUCACGGUGGUCGCGUCGUCUGCCCCCCUGGGUCGGCCUCGUGAGACGAGUCCAAGUGCGGACGACCUUGACCUCCAACGGGGGGCUGUAACCGCCAUUACACCUGCUGCGGAGGAGGCCGCCAUCUUGGGCUGGGUUUGCUGCCACGCUGCCUGUGGCCGCCAUCUUGGCGGAGCCGCGUGCUGCGCGGGUGGCGGGAACGAGCACGUCCAAGGACUCUUGAUGGUGGCCGCAGCCAUCGCCUCCUUAAUAUUAAAUAAUU